AGCUAUAAUGGACUGUAUGUUUUAAUGUUGCAGGAAAAUUAUCACUAAACUGCACAAGUGACCAUAAUGCCUGAAAAAGAGUUCAAGUUGGAUCCUGAUUCUGAACUUCGUUUUGAAGUUGAAGGAGCAAAAGAAACAGUAGAACUAACACUUCUACAAGGCAAGGCUGAAGUGUUUGGUACAGAGUUAGCCCCAGACAAACCUUAUGUUUUCCUCUCGGGUGCUAAAGUGGCAGUAUAUACAUGGCAUGGAUGUGCAUUAAAAUUAAAUGGUAACACAGAAGGCACUUACAUUGCAAAGGAGACUCCCAUGAUAAUGUACCUGAAUACUCACGCUUGCUUAGAGAGAUUGAGAAGGCAAGCUGAUGAAGGACUAGCUAACGGAGAAGACACAAGAGGUCCAGUCACAAUGAUUGUGGGCCCAACAGAUGUUGGCAAAUCUACACUUUGCCGUAUACUUCUCAACUAUGCUGUUCGUAUGGGGCGACGACCAAUCUUUGUAGAUUUAGACAUUGGUCAGGGCUCCAUUGCUAUACCAGGAACACUAGGAGCAUUGUUAAUUGAAAGAGCAGCAUCCGUUGGGGAAGGUUUUUCUCAGGAGGCUCCAUUAGUUUUCAAUUUUGGACAUUUAUAUCCUGAUGCAAAUAUGACGCUUUACAAUAUCUUGGUGUCACGGUUAGCUUCCAUAGUACAAGAUAAAAUGGUUAUUAAUAAAAAAGUUGCAGCUUCUGGUGUGGUCAUCAACACUUGUGGUUUUGUUAAAGGCCCUGGUUAUAAAAGUUUAACUCACGUUGCUCAAGCUUUUGAAGCGGAUGUCAUAAUUGUCCUUGACCAGGAGAGACUCUACAAUGAGCUCGUCCGAGACAUUCCAUUUAUAAAAAUUGUCUUUUUGCCAAAGAGUGGUGGUGUAGUGGAAAGAACCGGGGCAAUGAGAGCUGCAGCACGAGAUGAUCGUAUAAGAGAGUAUUAUUAUGGUCUUCAUACAAAGUACCAUCCACAUAGCUUUGAUGUCAGUUUAAGCACAGUCCAAAUAUACAAAAUUGGGGCACCGUCUUUACCUGAUUCAUGCAUGCCUGCCGACAUGAAGGUUAAUGACGACCACAUGACCAGACUUGUUCGGGUAGAGCCAAGUCCAAAACUUAAACAUCAUAUGUUAGCUGUGAGCUUAGCUACUCAACCAGAGGACUUACUUACUUCAAAUGUUGCUGGAUUCAUUUGUGUGCUGGACUUUGAUGAAGAAAACAAAUUGAUGAAGAUUUUAUCACCGCAGCCAAAACCUCUGCCUAGAACGCUACUACUACUCACUGAAGUUCAGUUUAUGGACUCUAAUUGAGACAUUAUGUACUUUAUUGCAGUCCUCUUGUAUGUUUUAUACCAUGGAUUUGGUAAAGUGUAUAUAUGAAGGUGAAACAAAAUACCAUAAAAGUAAGAACACUGCAAUUCUGGAAAAUACAGUAAAAAGUACCCUCACAUUUCAAGCUGUGUAUGAAAGACACAGCAAUGAUUAAAAACUUGUCAAGAAAAUGUGUGAAAUAACAAGGGGGGGGAGGGGUGACCUUCCCCUCCAGGAAGGUCGAGUCUGCUCCCACUUGUACUAUUUUUUUCUGGAGCUGAUUCUUUGAAGAUGACAGUGUUGAGUCUUCUCAGGCCUACCAACGCUUUCCUGCCUAGUGUCUCACCGUUUGUCCUCCUUCACUCCAGUUUUGUCCGCCAUGAGUUUCCAAGUCCACUGUCUCAGUCACACAAUCUCAUCUCAAUACAGCUAGAGCAUCUGACUCUUUAGCCACCUCUCGGCUAUCAACGACACCUCCAGUUCACCAUUCCAUGAUGUCAGCUGUCUCGAUGCCAUCAACUAUGACGUCCGCUCCUUCCAACUCCCUUAUCCAACUAUUUGGGAGAGUCAAAGGUAUCUCCAUGAAGUGCAGUCAAUCAAAGGAGAUUUGUCGUAUAAAUCCCUUCAUCAUCUUCCUCUUCAGCUCUGUCCGUUCCCGUCGGGCGGAGGAAAGAGACACUUCAUAGCUCCUUUGCAUAAGAAGAUUCGUGCGCCUACCUUUAAAUCUCGCUCUUCUCCUGUAGCUGACCUUCAUUCUGUUCAAGUUACCUCUUGAGAAACUAUCUUCCGUCAAGGCACACUGUUCCUUUUAUGGUUUCCAACGCUGCUCAACCAGCUGAUAGCGUCAAGACUGUCAACUCUGAGUUCCAUCUCCCCUCAGAAGGCUUUCUGUUUCUUCUGUUCCUUAAGUCUGCAGGAAGGAUGACAAGGCCCCAAUCAAGAAAUCUAAAACUCUGGAUCCCUCUCCCCUGAGGUCUACUUCCUCUCAUGUACUGUACGUCCCACAUUCUGAAAGUCCUACAAGAUUCUGCAACUUUACUCUCAUCUUCUCUUCAUCCAUCAUUCCUGAUCACGUUCAGGGUUAUAUUGUUACACAGACAGGCCCGUGAUCAAGCAACAUGUUACAAGAGUCUCUCCCACGUACUAUGACUCACGCCCGCGUUGGCACAGCCGUGAGUGAACUACACACAGCAUACUGAAAAAAAAAAGAUAAUUUAUUUUGUUACAGCAAAUAUUAAGAAUGAAUUUUGUAUUGUACCUGAAAUGUAUUUUUCUUCUUAUACUUGAUGCUUGACCACUGAAAUGAUUGCAAUUUCCAUUGUUCACUAUAAAGAGGUAAGUUACCUUAACUUUUAAUAUUUAAAUUAGCAAUAAAAUAAUGACCAUGUUGCA
Messenger RNA from Macrobrachium nipponense, 2724 nucleotides. It is a transcript of the gene cbc, whose product is annotated as protein CLP1 homolog. Gene Ontology annotation, molecular function: polynucleotide 5'-hydroxyl-kinase activity. Gene Ontology annotation, biological process: tRNA splicing, via endonucleolytic cleavage and ligation. The transcript is spliced from 8 exons. Bases 67 to 1332 code for a protein of 421 amino acids. The record is from RefSeq and is a predicted model, not a curated record. Gene Ontology annotation, cellular component: mRNA cleavage factor complex; nucleus. NCBI's taxonomy places the organism in Eukaryota, Metazoa, Arthropoda, Malacostraca, Decapoda, Palaemonidae.